CAAAAAGGAGGUCAGUUGUCAGAUUUUCGCAUUUCUGCUGGUAAUUGUUUUCAUUCAGAGCCAAUACUCAAUUCAAAAACUGUAUUGUAACUUUUUCAACCUUAGUCAAAAUGCCAGAUCACUUAGGAGAUGAUAUGAGAAAAGUGAAAGCUUCCGAAAAAGAACCGGAAGAGAAAGAAAUCAAGUCUCUGGACGAAGGAGAUAUUUUACUUCUCAAAACUUAUGGCCAAGGACAAUACACUAAAACUAUCAAGACUGUGGAAGAAGACAUCCAAACCAUCAUCAAACGUGUGAAUGAACUGACAGGUAUAAAGGAAUCAGACACUGGACUUGCUCCACCAGCUCUUUGGGAUUUGGCUGCAGAUAAACAGACACUACAAAAUGAGCAACCGUUGCAGGUAGCAAGAUGUACCAAGAUCAUCAAUGCAGACACUGAUGAUCCAAAGUACAUCAUCAAUGUUAAACAGUUUGCUAAAUUUGUGGUUGAUCUUGCUGAUUCCGUAGCACCAACAGAUAUUGAAGAAGGGAUGAGAGUUGGAGUUGACCGUAAUAAAUAUCAAAUUCAUAUACCUCUACCUCCAAAGAUUGAUCCAACUGUCACAAUGAUGCAGGUAGAAGAAAAACCAGAUGUUACUUACAGUGAUGUUGGAGGCUGCAAAGAACAAAUUGAAAAGUUGAGAGAAGUGGUUGAGACCCCUCUCUUACAUCCAGAGAAAUUUGUGAAAUUGGGGAUUGAACCUCCAAAGGGAGUUUUGCUGUUUGGCCCCCCAGGAACUGGAAAAACCCUGUGUGCUCGAGCCGUGGCAAAUCGUACAGAUGCUUGUUUCAUCAGAGUAAUAGGGUCUGAAUUGGUACAGAAAUACGUUGGUGAAGGUGCUCGUAUGGUUAGGGAGCUAUUUGAGAUGGCUAGAUCUAAAAAAGCCUGCUUGAUUUUCUUUGAUGAAAUUGAUGCUAUUGGAGGCGCACGUUUCGAUGAUGGAGCAGGUGGUGAUAAUGAGGUUCAACGUACUAUGUUAGAACUGAUCAACCAGUUGGAUGGAUUUGACCCUCGUGGUAACAUAAAGGUCUUGAUGGCAACCAAUCGACCAGAUACCUUAGAUCCUGCUCUAAUGAGACCUGGAAGGUUGGAUAGGAAAGUAGAGUUUGGUCUUCCAGAUUUGGAAGGAAGAUCUCAUAUUUUCAAGAUUCAUGCUAGAUCAAUGUCUGUUGAGAGGGACAUUCGUUUCGAACUCUUAGCUAGGUUAUGUCCAAAUUCUACAGGCGCUGAAAUUAGGAGUGUUUGUACUGAGGCUGGAAUGUUCGCCAUCAGAGCCAGAAGGAAGGUGGCAACGGAAAAAGAUUUUCUAGAGGCGGUAAAUAAGGUUAUUAAAUCGUAUGCCAAGUUUUCGGCAACUCCAAGAUACAUGACCUACAACUAAUAUUUCUGAAUUUUUCUGUAUUCAAUUGAAGCGAUUAUUAAAUGAUUUGUAAUUUA
Messenger RNA from Coccinella septempunctata (seven-spotted ladybird), 1474 nucleotides. RefSeq names its product 26S proteasome regulatory subunit 7 (gene Rpt1). Gene Ontology annotation, cellular component: proteasome regulatory particle, base subcomplex. The coding region runs from base 111 to 1418 and encodes 435 amino acids. Lineage: Eukaryota; Metazoa; Arthropoda; Insecta; Coleoptera; Coccinellidae. Gene Ontology annotation, biological process: proteasome-mediated ubiquitin-dependent protein catabolic process. Gene Ontology annotation, molecular function: ATP binding; ATP hydrolysis activity; proteasome-activating activity. The transcript has 7 exons. The record is from RefSeq and is a predicted model, not a curated record.